ACUGACAAAUUGUUUCCUAUCCUCAUUUGUUUGGGUUUCUGCUGAUAACAAAAAUUAAACUUUGUUGAGCGCGAAAUUUAAACAUUUUUAUCAAAUAUUAACUUAAUUUAAUUUAUAAGAAUUAAAAAUGUCCUGCUAUAUGUGUAAAUCAAAGAAAGGUCCCUUUCAAAUGCUUGAAGUAUCAAGACUUCGCUUUAUUCGCAAAGCGCAACCACAUUUUAGGGAUGACUCAUUUUUGUGCCCUAAAUGUUUCGAUCAAUUUGAAUUAAUCUACAAAUCCAAAGCUAAAUCAAAAUCGAGGAACGGGAGCAUCUCUAGUCUGACUUCCAUUUCAAAUGAAUCUGUCAGGACAGUGUCUACAAAUUCUCACAACAGUGGAUCUACUUCACGCAACCUAAGUGCUGCCACAGCCAUUGAAAGAGAAGAUGGAAACAGCAAGCAGACCUCCCAAACCUCUUCGUUAGUUCAUUUCGACUCUCGGUCAAUUGAUUCGCCCAGUUCCAUUGAUUCCACGGACAGAAUCGUCCGAAUGGCACCAGACUUCAUCUCAAUUCGGGAUUCAACUCGCAAAACGAUACGAAACGCAAAUCUGAAUGUGGCACGGCAAGGCGCGGAAGCUGCAGUGCAAUUAGGGUCACAGCGCCCAGAGGAGAGUUCGCAGGUAGACACUCCGCCGAUGACGCCACCAGCCGAACAAGGGGCAGAUGCAAACAAUGACAACAAUUCUUCGUUGGUUCAUUUUGAUUCUCGUUCGAUACAUUCCACCUCGUCAAAUGAUACCAUGGAUAGAAUCGUCCAAAUGGUGCCGAACUUUGUCACUCUCAGAGAUUCCUCCCGCAAGACCAAACAGAACCCCGAGCUGAAUGUGGCUCGGCAGGAAGCCGAAGCAGCGGUACAACCCGCACCGAAGCGCCGAAAGACAACAGAGAGCACACCAAAGGCUGCUCCCAAAGCCACCGGAUGGAAACGGUUGCAAAUAGUCGAUGAGGAGUCUGAGGACGAGGAUAUAGCUUCGCAAUUAAGUCCGACUAACUUAGCUCAUGUUAGACCAAUUGUAAGACGACGCAAGGAGCCAGUUGUACAACAAUUUGACGAUAUAAUGGAUCUUUAUAUUGCAAGAACUUCGGGUGGAUGAAUAAAUUAUGUUUUCUUGUGGUGUCUCCUACAACUUACGGCCCUGGAUAGGCAAUUUACAAAUGUAUUUAUUUUUUAAUGUAAUAUGUAAAAUUUGUUAAUAAGCAAAAGCAUGACAAAUUGUUGAAAUUUUAAUCCAUGUUUUGUAUUAUUUAUUUCGUUAUAUCUUUUUAUGUACUUUUUAAAGAAGCAACAAGUUCAAUAAACAUUUUGAUUCUUUUGAAACACAAACACAA
Messenger RNA from Eupeodes corollae, 1370 nucleotides. RefSeq lists its product as uncharacterized. The transcript is spliced from 3 exons. The record is from RefSeq and is a predicted model, not a curated record. Lineage: Eukaryota; Metazoa; Arthropoda; Insecta; Diptera; Syrphidae. The coding region runs from base 128 to 1135 and encodes 335 amino acids.